Molecule: messenger RNA, 1604 nt
Organism: Colias croceus (clouded yellow)
Lineage: Eukaryota; Metazoa; Arthropoda; Insecta; Lepidoptera; Pieridae
Product: putative nuclease HARBI1
Exons: 5
Coding region: 66-1145 (359 amino acids)
Source: RefSeq, a predicted model, not a curated record
GGCUAACGCUAUUAACGAGUAAACGGAUAUUUUUGUGUGUUUUUAAUUAAAAUUAAAUAGUGAAAAUGCAUAAUAUAAGAUUAUUAUGGGCUGCUAAUAUUGAAACAACAUUGCAAAGACGUCAAACAAGAAUAAAUCGACGUAAAAUGGUGCAAAUUGUGGAGAUGGAGGAAUUGGAGUUUAUUCAUCGUUUUAGGUUAGAUAAACAAAGUUUUUGGCGUCUUUGUGAUGAUCUUCGGUGUUUAACCUCAUUGAAAGGUACACAGGAAAUUAGUUUAGAAAUCAAGGUUUUGUGUACUCUUCGUUUUUUGGCUACGGGUUCAUAUCAACGCAUUGUUGGACUAACGCAGCAUUUGGUUCAAAGAACAGCUAGUAGGUGUAUUCGUCAAGUUGUUGAAGCAUUGAGCCAUCCGGCCAUUAUAAAUAAAUGGAUUCUGUUUCCGAGGUCGCAACAACAACGAGCCCAAAUAAGACUUGAGUUUCAGAGGCGGUUUAGACUUCUGGGUAUAGUUGGAUGCAUAGACUGUACCCAUGUGGCAAUAGUCAAGCCAUCAGAUGAUGAACACCUAUUUUUUAAUCGGAAAGGGUAUCAUUCAUUGAAUGUACAAAUGGUAUGUGACAGUAAUUUAAAAAUUACUAAUGUAAAUCCAAAGUUUGGCCGAGCUACCCAUGACUCUUUCAUAUGGGCAUCUAGCAGAAUGGAAACAUUUAUGAGAGAAUUGCACCAAAAUGGAGAACAAGUGUGGUUAUUAGGUGAUUCUGGAUAUCCUCAGCGGCCAUGGCUGAUGACUCCUAUAUUAAAUGCUAUUCCUGGCUCUGUUGAAGAUACAAUAUAUACUCAGCGACAUGUACAAGCAAGGAAUUGUAUAGAACGCUGUUUUGGAUUGCUCAAGUCACGUUGGAGGUGUUUAUUAAGACACAGGACCUUGCAUUAUCAUCCUGUGGUUGCUGGGAAAAUUGUACUUGCCUGUUGUGUGUUACACAAUAUGGCUUUAGAGGCCAAUUUACCUCCUCCAUCUAUUAUGGAAGUAGAAGAAGAUGAUGCUCAACCUGAGAAUGCAUUUGAUAGUGUUGGUGCUGCUAGUAGUCAAAGUGAGCUACUCCAAGGAAGGGCAGUACUGAAUAAUCUUUUAUCCAGACUUUAAUUCAUGAGUAUAAUUUUAAGUAGUUGUAAUAGUUAAAGUAUUACUUAGUGUGUAAUGGUCUAGGUGUAAGUGAUUUGUGAAAGUAAUAAUAUAACAAAACCUCAUUUCCAAGUUGAAGGUAUAACAUGGUUCCUAUUUUCUGUCAAAUAUGUUUCAUUAAUAUUUAAUAUUAAUAUACACUAUGCAUAUUUUAUUGUUCAAUUAAUUUUAUAUUAGUAAGUAGUAGUUAUAAUUUUGUUUAUGUAGUUUUAAUCUUAUUCUUUUGUAACAUAUUUUAUACAUUAAGGAAUGCAACAAGUGAAUAUGAAUAAAUAUCAUAUUUAAUUACAUUAGGCAUAGAAUACAUAGUAUAAGGGCUGAUUUUUCAAUAGCCAGAUAUCUAUACAAAAGCUGUCAAACCGCAACAUUUAUUCCCCAGGUAAAAAUUAUCUGACCAUUGAGAAUGAAGGGCAGAACAUA